This is a messenger RNA of Spirodela intermedia, 4481 nucleotides long. The record is from the annotation of a GenBank genome assembly. Lineage: Eukaryota; Viridiplantae; Streptophyta; Magnoliopsida; Alismatales; Araceae.
AUGGUGACCGCGGUGACGCCGGUGAGUACGGUGCGUUGGGGGUUUGCGAUCGGCGGCCAUUGCCGGGUUCAUCACGGUUGGAGAGGAAUGGGCUGCAGAUUGUCUCGGGGGAAGUCGAGUUUUGUUCUGGGGUUGAUGUCGGAGGGUGGUCGCGCCGGCGGGAAGGCCGUCUUCGUGCGGCUGAUGGGAUCCUUUAGAGAUUCGGUAACGAAGGCCCAGAAGCUGCAGAUGGAGCACCUUGAUGAUGGAGUGGAGAUUUGGGGUUCGCCAACGGCCUCUUCUCAGCCGGAAGAAUUCCCCGAGCAUCUGGUGGUGAUGGUCAACGGCAUAGUUGGCAGGUAUUCAACCCCUACAUUCGUUCAGUGCUCUCGCGAGAUCAUCGAGAUUAUUCGUAUCCCUUCUCUUCGGUUUCCCUUUCUCUUUGAAAACAAUCAUCGUCUCAUGGUGACAUCUGCGCAAAAUCAGGCUCAAUUCCAAGGAGCGCCGCGGCAUCUUCACCCAGAACCCAAAAAAAUUAUGCAAAAAAAAAAAAAAAAAAACUGUCUAAGAUUAUAGCAAUGAGACCGCUAAAAUUAGACCAAGAUGUUCAGUGACAGUCCUGUACUGAUGAUCACUUUCAAACGAAAACCUCUGGCUUGAUGGUGAUGCGUUGACCAUCGUUGAUUAGCCAAAUGGGAUGUGGAAAAAGUCCUCCACAUUUUCACUGAUCAUCACGGAGUAGACUUUUUCUCUGUGAAUAAAUUUCCCUUCUACUGCCAUUGUUGCUAAAAAAAACAGAGAACUAAUUUUUCUCAGGUGCACUAGGAUUGGACGCUUGAUCAGGGUUAGCAUUCAAUAAGAUCUUGAUUUAUACCAAGGCCGUAUUUAUGUAAUGAUUUGGAGGAGAUGCACCAGAAGGAUGUGCUAAUGGUUUCCUAAGUUCUUAGAAAGAUGUUACAAACUACUCCAAUCCUUCUGGGUUUUCUGAAACAUUCCACCGUCUUGUUGGAGCAUCAAAGAAACUAGCGGACUGAUCACUAAAUAGAUACAAAUAGGUGCAAAUUCUGACAUCACCACAGCCCACUUCGUUCUCUCGCUCUGGAGGAGUUGAAGGAGAAAUUCGACUACCUUAUAUAUUCCUAUCCACCUCGGAUUGACUUCGAGAAUGGGGGACCCAGGUGUGAUGGAUGAUGAGGGUUAGCAUUCAAGAAGAUCUGGAUUUAUACCAAGGCCGUAUUUAUGUAAUGAUUUGGAGGAGAUGCACCAGAAGGAUGCGCUAAUGGCUUCCUAUGUUCUUAGAAAGAUGUUACUAAUUACUCCAAUCCUUCUGGGUUUUCUGAAACAUUCAACCGUCUUGUUGGGGCAUCAUCCAUGAGUUGAAUUUGAGAAUGGGCGACACAGGUGUGAUGGAUGAUGACUCCAGGUCUUCAGAAACUUGUUUUUUUUUUCUGUUUCCCUGAUUUCUUGGCUACGUCCAGCUCCUUCUAGAGCAGACUUUCAGUUUAUGCUUUCUCAAAAGGUUCUCGUAAGUUAUUGGACUACACUCAUCGAACCAUGCGCUUCACAUUCAUGAAUUUGAUUCACGGUUCCUUUUUUUUUUUUUUUUUGUGGGUCUCAGUGCAGAGGAUUGGAAGUAUGCUGCAGAGCAGUUUGUCAAGAAACUUCCGGGCAAAGUAACAGUGUAUCGUGAGUUUUUCUUUCUCCUCUCCUCUCCCCACUCUGUGGUUUGACUUUCCUUGAACCUGCAUAUUAUCAGAACUAGAUCCUGUUAUUUCUCUUCCAUAUCCUGCAUUAGCUGUUCCAGAUCCCUUCAGUCCCAUCUAUUUUAAAAAAAACACAGGUCAGCGUAGCAGGGCAGAAAUUUCAUUCAUGCACAACGAUCAAAGCAAUUAUUCAACCCUGACAUGGCUUUUGAAGCAGGCAGCCAAAGCAAUUAUUCAAUUCUGACAUUUGAUGGCGUGGAUAUGAUGGGGGAGAGGUUAGCCAAAGAGGUAACUGCAUGAAGCAGAUAAAUCUUCGUGGUUCUCUUUGAAUAUGAUGCUUUGCUGAUUGAUCUUGGCGAGAGAUUCACAGAUAUUCUCUUGCGUAGGUGCUUUCAGUUGUAAAGCGGAGACCAGGGGUACAGAGGAUCUCCUUUGUCGCUCACUCCUUGGGUGGGCUGAUUGCUAGAUAUGCUGUCGGUAGGCUUUACGAGCCUGGAUCUCCAGAAGAAUCGUCGAGUGGUGAAGGGAGUUCUUCGGCAGAAGACGAGUAUCCAGGAGGUAGAGUGGCCGGAUUGGAGCCGGCAAACUUCAUAACAUUUGCUACGCCACAUCUCGGUUCAAGAGGGCACAAACAGGUAAACAAGAUUUUUUUUCUGUUUUUUUUAAAUGAUUUUUUCUUCUUCUAGUAAUUCAUAUGCCAAUAUUUUGAAUGAAAAACCUUUUGGAAUCUACGGUCUUGUUUGAUUUUUCUGUUUUUUUAUUUUAUUUCUUUUUACUUCAUGCAAUUCAGAUGUCUAUCUCUUUUUUUUAGAACAAGUCUGAUGAAGUUAAUACUCUUGUGCGGAAAUCAAUAUAAGAACUCAGACGCGUCUCUUGUUUCGUUGACUUUUUCAUUCCAUGUGAACAUGAGCUGGUAAACGAGAGUUUUCUCUUUCUCGCCAUCUAGAUGUCUAUUUUUUCUAGGAUAAUUCUUAGGAAAAUCAAGAGUCCUGUGUGGAGCCGAGAACAAGGACAUGACUCUUGUCUCAUUUACUUUUUUUUUUUUCAUUUAUGCGGGCCCAAACAGUUGAAUGGGAGCUUUUUGUUGACUUUUUUUUUUUCCCCUUUCAUUCAAGUCAAUCGCCUGUGCUUUUUAGAAAGAGUCUUAUGACAUCUAGAGUCUUGUUUCAUUGGCUUUUUUCUUCCAUUCAACUCAAUGUCCAUUCUUCUCCAUAAAUGCUCUCCUGAGAUCUAGAGAGCUGACUUUUUCCUUCAAGAGGGGCACGAACAGGGAAGCAAGAGUCUCUUAUUGACUUUUUUCCUUUCAUGCGAUUCCAAUGCCCGUUUGUUUAAGAAAGUGCCUUGUGAAGUCAACAUGCUUGGAUAGAGAUAGAAUGAGCCCGUUGACCCUUGUUUUGGCAUUCCGAGUUCCGACCCUUCUUCUGAGAAUAAGCCAUCUCUAUUGCUAUUUUCAGCUUCCCUUUCUCGGUGGUCUUCCUUUCUUGGAGCGAGGUGCUUCCCAGGCUGCCCAUCUGAUAGUAGGGAGGACCGGAAAGCAUCUUUUUCUCACCGAUGAUGACGGCGGGAAGCCCCCUCUGCUCCUUCGAAUGGUUCGUGAUGGCGAAGACAUCAAAUUCAGGUGUGAUUUUAAAAUAAUAUGUCAUAAAUCUUGUUUAUAUGAAAGUUCCGCCGAUGGGGGUUUCCAUUUUAGGAAAUUUCCAUUGCCGGGUUGACUUUUUCUUUAGGGUUCUAAUGGGAUCUGUUCUUAUGUUCCACUGGUCAAUUUUUCUUCCUCUCACCAGGUCAGCGCUGACCUCCUUCAAACGCUGUGUCGCCUAUGCCAAUGCCAACUUUGACCGUAUCCUCUUCCAGGGUUUUAUGAUGUAAUUUUCCAAAUCAGAUCAGAUCAUCCCCUCCGUAUUAUGUUUGACUUAAUGAAUAAACUUAGAUAUGGUGGGUUGGAGGACGUCAUCAAUCCGCAGGCAGCAUGAGCUCCCCGAUGUGAGUUUUUUUUCUUUUUUUAGAAAAAAUGUAUAUAUAUAUAUUAUUUUUUUCUACUCAGAUUAAUUGUGGGAAAUAAAGAUGUUCAUGAUUCUGCAGCCUCACCUUCUUGCGAGCGAUGAGAGGUAUCCUCAUAUCGUCUUUGUGGGUAGGGGAGAUGUGACAGCUGGAGACCAGGGAGAACCUUCACCAGCUGGAACGUUUCAAAGGGUUGACCUGGAAGGUUUGUUGGAUUGACUUUUGCGAGGAAUUUGAUGCCAUUUAAUCUUUAUUUCCUCCAUUUGGAUUAGAUGAAUCGGCCUUCUUUCUCCCCCUCUCUCAUCUCCAUCACUUUCUCUCUCUUCUCUCUUAUUCUCUCCCUCUCUUUCUUUUUGUGAGUAUGUGACGUCAGUUGGAACAUGUAGAUAAUCUUACUACUUCUCGCAUUUUUAGUCCUAUAAUAUGGGUAGAUUUCCUGCUCCACGUUAUGGGUGAAUUCACCUCUCUCUCUCUCUCUCUCUCUCUCUCUCUCUCUUAAACUCUCCCUUUGUGUGUGGACUGCUGUAUCGCAGAGGAGAUGAUCAGAGGCCUCUCGCAAGUGCCAUGGGAGCGGAUCGACGUGAGCUUCAAAGAGAGUACGCAGAGAUACAUCGCCCACACCACCAUCCAGGUCAACGCCGACGCCUCCUGCUCCGUUGACUUUGAUCGAUUCUCUUCUUCGAGCCCCGUUGAUUAUCACGUCAUUAGGGUAUCCUUUUUCCCCACCAGGUCAAGAGCUACUGGAUGAACUCCGACGGCGCGGACGUUGUCUCCCACAUGAUCGACAACUUCCUCGUCUGA